Xiphophorus hellerii (green swordtail) is the source of this 11855-nucleotide messenger RNA. It is a transcript of the gene szt2, whose product is annotated as SZT2 subunit of KICSTOR complex. The record is from RefSeq and is a predicted model, not a curated record. Gene Ontology annotation, cellular component: peroxisome. The coding region runs from base 133 to 11181 and encodes 3682 amino acids. NCBI's taxonomy places the organism in Eukaryota, Metazoa, Chordata, Actinopteri, Cyprinodontiformes, Poeciliidae. The transcript has 74 exons.
GUCAUGUUCGAGGACACGAUGCCAGUUGUGAGUGAGCUCUGACACUGAGACGCAGCAGAUACACAAGUGUUUGGACUAAUUGAUCUUAACUGGAUUUGGGGACAUCAUUGAUGUCUACAUGUUCUACCAAACAUGGCAGAGAGAAAGGACAAUGAGGUGGAGGAGGCAGACCAGAUCUUCCUGCUCAUGAAGGAGGACUAUCGGAUAUCUAGGAAUGUGCGUCUAGCAUGGUUUCUCAAGAAUUUGAAUCAGAUCAUCUGGCCAGCCUCUACAUCUGAAUUGCAAAACUUUGAAAAUGAGUUGGACUUGGCUGCUGUCCACCCAAAGGGAUGGCAGCCAGAUUCCAUCCCAACUACAGCCCCCUGUGUUUUGAUGCCAUCCACCCGGGCAACCUUUCUGGCCCGCAGGUAUCGCUUCAUCAUUGAGCUGGACCUCAGCCCUUCCACAGGGAUUGUGGAUGACAGCACAGGAGAGAUGAUCUUUGAUGAAGUGUUUCAUGCAUUGUCUAAGUGCCUGGCUGGACUGGCUCAACCAUUUAAAGUUCCUGGAACAGAUCAGCUUUUCAAGCCCAAGAUCUUCAUCACCAUUUUGGUUUAUUCAUCAAUAAUUGGUCUCUCUUCUCACCAGGUUUUGGUACAGGGAUGCCAACUUGAUAAAGCAAACCUGAAUGAGUUCCUACAUCAGAUCUAUCAACAGCUCAGAUCUCUGGAGAGCAACACAGCAGAAGUCCUGCAUCAGCAGCAACAACAGUUUGUGGAACCAGGACAAAGCUUAAAUCACCAUAACAACAACUUGGAAGUACAGCCGCAUAGGAAGCAGGGAAUGUCCAUGGUGUCUGCUGAUAUGGGUCUUGUCAGCAUGGUUCGCCAGGGAAUCCUCGCCCUUCAGCUCCUGCCCUCAAAUUCCAGUGCAGGCAUCAUCAUAAUCACUGAUGGGGUGACGAGUGUUCCUGAUGUGGCUGUGUGUGAAACAUUGCUGAACCAGCUCAGAAGUGGAACCAUUGCUUGUUCCUUUGUACAGGUUGGCGGUUCAUACUCAUAUGACUGCAGUUUUGGCUACAUCCCAAACGUAGAACUGAUGAAGUUCAUAUCUUUGGCCACCGUUGGGUCCUAUUUACCCAAUUGCCCUGAAGUUGACCAAAACAGCCAAGAGAUGAAUGCCUACCACAGGGCCUUCCUAACCUACACUUUCCUCAAGACCCCAGAGUCCAUGAACUCUGAGUACUUCUGUGUUUCCCAGGACAAAUUGUUCAAUGAGCACCUAGUGUCAGCCAGUGGUAAUCCAGCCCUGGUCAUGCGGAGGAAGAAGCACACAGAGAAAGAAGUCCAUGCACAUUUAAUAAGUGUGGUUUCAGUGCGACUGAGAGAAGGCUACACCAUCAGAGACAUCAGCCUCACCAAAGGAGGGACACAGCUGGAGGUGAAGUUGGCUCUACUGUGGAAACAUAACAUGCAUAUUGAGUACCUAGCGGCUGCCACUUGGCCUUUGGACUCGUCCAACAGAAGCACUAAGGUGGAGGUGACAAUGGAAGGCAGCUAUGACAUCCUGCAUGAUAUCAGCUGCACACAGCGGAAGCCCAUCACCAGUCCCUACCGCACUUCUGUCAUCCGGCGCUUCUGGAACACACUUCAGAGCAUCAACCAAACUGAUCAGAUGUUGGUGCAUCUGCAGUCAUUCAAUUCAAUCCCCGAGAACUACAGGAUUCCAGAGAGCACCAAAAACGGAGUCCCUUUAUUCUACAUCCCUCCUGGCUCUACAACUCCGGUUUUGUCUUUGCAGCACAGUGGAUCCAAAGACCCAUCUCAGUCCCAGUUUGCGUCAUACUGGAAACCCAUACUCUCUAUGGACACAAACUUUUGGCAACGAUGGUUACACAUGCACCGCAUUGCUAUUAUCCUUGAACAUGACUUGCCUGUUCCCAAACACCUGCACACAGCUGGAAACAAUGGCCGCUAUAGCACCAUCCAGUGUCGGAUCUCACACUCUGCUCUCACAUCCUUGUUGAGGGACUGCAGCAGCUUUGUAUUGGUGGAAGGUUACUCAUAUGUCAAACUCAUAUACAGCUCAUCGGAUCAAAUUCCCACAUCCUUUUAUCUGGUCCGUCUGAUCUCUAAGACACCCUGCAUGGUUCUGCGCCUGGGCUUUCCUAUUGGAACGCCAGCGACCAUUAGGAACAAGAUUGUGGAUGAACUGCGAGAGCAAAUUCUGAAGCUUCGCUUCCCUCACCGUGUUCAGAGCAAAGAAGCAACACCGAAGGCCAAGAGGAAGACAUUGGGCUAUGUGUCUCCAUCUAAAUCUCACUUGGUUCCUGUGGCCAAGCCUGCUCUGUCAGAUAGACCCUGCGUAGUGGUCCUCAAUAAGCCUCUUGAGAAGUUGCUGAUAAGGUAUGAGAAGCUGCCGCAGGACUUCAGGACUCCCUUUAUUUUCAGCAUGGAGAAUUUCCCAGUGCCCUUCAACAGCACUGUGCCCCUCAGUAUGGCAGCCAACCGAACAGCCUCAUCAACCCUGGCCUCUCUAUCACGUUAUUUAUUACACCGGCGGUGGGUGUGGGGAGUACAGAGCAGCCAUGGACCUGCUGUGACCAUGCAGGCUAUCGCUCACAUCCUGUCAAUGCUCUCUGAGAUUCGCCUAUCAGAAGGUUUUCACUUUGCCUCUAGUGGGGAGGGCAUCAUAAACAUGGCGAUUGAGCUGCCAAUGAAGAUCAUGUCAGGCAACAGAGAGCAGGAGAGUCACUCUUGUAUUGUUCAGUACAUUCUGUUUCCACCUCACUCUACCUUUAGCAAGGACAGCUUUUCUACGGAUGAUGACAAUGACACAGAGGUGGAAGCUGUGGACAUGGACACAGAGCUUAACCUGGUGACAGAAUGUUGGGUAGAACCACAGAGUGGCUCGGUGAUGAACUGCAUGGACCAGCAUCGACAUUUCCAGGGCCUCAUAUACCAAGACAUUCCACAAGCCAUUUUCCCAAGGGAUCUAGCAUGCAUGUCCACCAUGAUGACAUUUGAAUAUUUAAAUCAGCUGUGUCAAAAUAAGGACCAGACCUGCUCUCUCCCCACUGCACACAAAGUAGUCCAAGGAGAUGUAACUUUAUCUGAGGACAGCAUCCAAAUGGUUCCCUUCCAGUUUGAUCUUAUCCAACUUCUUCCAAGUUGUCAGCAGGUUGAACUCUUCUUCCUCACAUUCAAUACAGGUGUAGCGAAUGAAGAUCUUAUUCAUAGCACCUCCAGUCCCCCGAAUGAGCUCCUUCUCAGCCUCUUCCACACCAGCCUGGAGCAGGAACUCAGUGACAGAGAGGUCCCGUUAGCUGCAUCUGACUAUUCUGCCUUUGUGAAUCACCUUUUACAGCGAGAGAGAGAUGACCAUGUCCCUCCUUUCUUUUUGUCUCUUAUUAAAGAAGAAUGUGUUAAACCUAUAGAGAGAAAAGACACCAUUGCUGGCAGCAAGGAGAUCUUAGGAUCUACAAGCACUUUACAGAGUUUCAGUAAUGCAGACCUUGUUGAUGAGGAACCUCUGCUGUUAGAAAGAAGCUCAUUCGUACCACAGUGGAGGUGCUAUGCCAAGUACGUUAACUCCCAACAGCUCCUCCUCACAUUCCUUCCUGCCUCCUUUGCAGAUGUUCUAAUGUUGAUGGCAUCAACAUUGGAGACUGAGCCUAGAAGUACUGUCAGUAUGCAAGAGGAUGAUACCUUGACUCCCAGCAAUAAAUCUCAGGCAGACUCCCUGUCAGGUUCCACCAGUGGCCCUGAUAAGUCAGAGUCUGGCUACAACCUGGUCUCUAAGCUGCACAGGAGCUUCAGCUGUGGCAACUUCUCAGGCAAGUCGUCUCUCCUUACAUCUCCAUCUGAGAGCCACACUGGACCUAUAGACUUGCUGCAUGUGGAAUCUGAGAGUUUGGACAGUAGACUGUCAGAGACAGAUACUGGGACACCAUCCUCAGAUCCUGGAGGAAAAGAAGGAGUCCAGUUUUCUGAACCACAGAAGGAGGAUUUGCGCAUCAGUUUCAGCAGGCAGGUUUCCCAACAGAGCACUAGUGACAGUAGUCAUUUAAGGUGUCCAGUUUAUGUCUACAACUGCUCACUGGAGCACCUGAAAGAGCAACUAAUACACCCCAAUUCAAGGUGCCAACCUAAGGACAUCUUUUUCAGGUCAUUAUCUCAAGACCGCAACAGUCCAUCCCCCUGGGCAGACCUCCUGUCUCAGCCUUACAAACAUAAAGAGCUUGCUAAUUACUGCAGCCUGCUCCAAGAACAUUACCACCAGAGUUAUGUUAAAGGUGUGUUUCGUAGCCUGCAGCAAUCCUACAGCAUAAGCUCCCAGGACAUCCUCCUGGCAAUGGAUUACUGUGAAGAGUCGCUGCAGGAGAUCGACGUCACAGCUUUCCUACAAACCCUCUGUGGUCACAUGCGGGUUUUUAAGGAGAGUGGCAAGGCCCAGAGACUGGGAGGAGGUCUAAAACUUUUAAGAAGACCUGCCACCUUUUGUGUUGGAGAGGUUCAGGAGGAGCGAGCAGAGACAUGCAGUAGGUCUGAAAUGGAGGAUUGUUGUGAAGCUGAAUCUAAAGGGAAGGCUUCUCAGUGGAUCCUGGAUGAGUCCAAACUACCGGCAUUCCCUCUGACCCUGCUACGAACACAACCCAAUUGUGAAGUAUAUCCAGAUUUGCACAAAAUCAUUCAGGACAAGUUUCUGAUGAUCCUGUCGCAGUAUUUUAAAAGUGUACCAUCAAACCCAUACUACUACUUCUAUUUCCCUCUGUCAUCCAAGAAAGAGGUGGAGUCUGAGGAUGAUGAGACUGAAAGACAACCUAAUGAAGAGCUGGUUUCAGAGACAGAGCCUACAAGUGAAGAUGAGAAUAUGCCGGGUUGUUGUCUGAUGGAGAGUGACACAGACCUGGUGGUUGAGUAUGAGGACCAUGUAGGCACCAGCUCACAGGAAGAGGGUGAAGAACGCUCCCAAUCCGACUCCAAUACUGUCAACCAUGACCAAGACUCCUUCAGCAUCCUGGAUGGAGAGUCUCUCCUAGAGGCUGAGGGGCCGCAGCUGGACAUGCCACCACUGUUUCUUCACGUCACUUGUUCUGUCAACAUGAACAGCAGCCAUGGUUCUAUGCCUAUUCAGACUCUUCCCACAUGCCUUGGUGAGGUUAUCUCCUGUCUGGAUAACAUGGAGACAUUACAGUCUGUUGAUCUGACUGAACUUUCAGUAACUCUGGAUGUGUUUGUGCUGACUCUGCCCCUGGAAAUUGAAUUCAUGGCUGAUUACCAUCAUAACAGGUACACCUCAGAGAGCAGUGUUUCCCUGAAUCGUUCACCAGGACAGCCAUCUUCCUAUCGCUCUGAUGAGGAGUUAAUGACAGUGUUGGACAAUCUCAGGGGAACUGAUGAUGAAAGGGUUUCUGGUGAUCCUUUAUCCAAAUUUCCGCUUCCUCACAAAUUAGCAAUUCUGGCUACACUUGAUGAGAUCCGCUGGCUGCUGCAGGAUGAGAUUGUUUCUGCUUUGUGUCACUCUCGGGUCAUCAAUUCAGCCACACUGCUGAAAGUCGCAGAGCAUGUUUUACGCUCCAGUGGACGACCACACUGCCACUGUGAAGAUGUUCCGCUUCAGUUUGUCUUUGGACCUGAGCAGUCUCUGGAAAAAUUCAGAGAGGAGUUCUGCAGGUUGUCAUUCUCUGGCUACAUUUUGAAUGUAGUACAGGACAACUUCUACUACAUGUCCCUGAGUAGAAAUCACCCACAGAGAAUCCAGGCCACAAAGAGGUUAUCUGAGACUACCACAACCUCACCACAAGACAACGAUAGGACUCGCAUAGAACCUAUGAUGUUGGAGAGUGAACCGGAGUCUGGAAACAACAAAGAGAGUGAAGACAGGAAGGUCUUCAGUCUUCACACAGAUGCUUAUGGGGACACAACUACUGCCGAAGCCGGAGAAACAGUCCAAGCCAAUAAGCUAGACUCUGAAGAUAUUUCUAGUACAGCAAGGGACCGGAGUCAGCCUAGUCCUCCACAGUCCGAUUCCUGCAAUCCUGAGUCCAGUUCUCCUCCAAAAACAGCAUCCAGUGUCAGCCUGUCUGAUUCUGCUCAGUCAGUCUCUCACAGUUGCAGCAGACUGAGGCCAAGUCGUGUCCAGAGUGUUGUCUCCAGCCAGGGCAGUCUGGACUCAGAUAUGCAGGGUUAUGAUGGCGGCAGCAGUGAUUCUGAGUCUGAGGGUCCUAUCCCUGAUGAUCAGGAGGGUCAGUCACCGUCAAUGCCAGACUUCUGGCUCAUUGUUAACAUCCAUCAGGACAGAGUGACGGUGUACUCUCAUGCCAGAUCCUUGAGUGAAGAAAAAGAGAUUGAUGUGGAGCAGCUAGAAAGGAAAGUCGAUGAACACGAGCUUCCUGAAUUCUUACAACUGCAUCAAACAGUGGUCAGGAGGAUUGGUGAAGUUUGCAGGAUUGUAAAUCAGCGCAUGCUGCUCCAGGACCUGCAUGAUAGCCAUGUAUGUAACACACUGUUGGUGGCAGAAAGUGAGGAGGAUAUCUGGAAGAAUGACUCUCUCUUCAGGCAAAGGCAGAACACCACUGACGACUACAACACAGAGGAGAGCUACCAGGCCAGAGAUUACUUGGCAGCCACCAUGCAAUUUAUCCCUGGGCAUUUUGCAUGUGACGUUGUGUGGAGUACAGUUAUCCACAUCCAUCCACGCCUUAAGAUGGGACCCAACAUGGGAGUGUCCAGGGCAAUCCAGGCCCUUCGCUCUGUUCUGAACUCCUUCUCUGUAGUUAAUAGAAAGAACAUGUUUGUCUACCAGGAGCGCACAACUAAAUCAGUCUUCUACCUCAGACUCUGUGAAACCUCACUAAAAGGCAAGUACUCAGACCUGGAUGGGAACCUUCAUCCAACUCGCUCAAUGGGACUCAUUAGAAGCCAAGAGCCUUUAUAUCCUGAAGACCUAAUGGCCUCCAGAUCUUCUUUGGAAGGCUCUCGGCCAGUAGGACAAGUAGACAAACACAUCCUGCUUCUGGUGCAUGGAGUGAGAAAUGCAGGUCCAGAAAUCACAGAUGAACUGGUCAAGGUGCUUCGGAAGCGCCUGGAUGAAACCACCUUGGACAUCAUAACAGUUAUGCUUGUUAGGAACUGCAAGCUGACUCCUGCUGAUGUGGAGUUUAUCCAGCCAACAGGAUCUCCUCCCACUGGAAUUAUGACCUUCAAUCUUCCAACAUAUUGCCUUCCCUGGCUGCCCACACUGGCUCACUACCUCAGACAGAACCUGCUUAUCUUCCUGCAUAUACCGAAGUACACUGACAGCAUUUCUGUACACCAUUUCAAGCAUUACUUUCAUUUGAGCACUGACUUGGCUGACUCUGAUAUCUACCUCUACAAUAAACCUGGAGGGCAGGGAACAGGAGGCAAAGGCAUUGCCUGCAUUGCUCUUUCAUUUGUAGAUGCUCAAGGUUGCCCCUUUAGGGUUGCAUCUCAUGACUGUCCCUCUAUUCUAAAAUAUGAGCCCUGCUCCAUCCCUCUUCACCCAGAACAUUUUGAGGAGCUGACAACUGUGAUUAAAGCAGAAGCCAUCAACAUAAACCAAAGUUCAGCAGCCCAACUAAACGUGCGCUUUGAUAUUUGGGAACAAGGGAACAUCAGCCCCUUACAGCUGAGUGAUAAACUACAAGGGGCGCUGCGCCAUGCACUCUGUGAUGCCAUCAUGGAACUUAGAGUCUUGCGAAAUCCUCUUUGUCUUGGUGCCACAGAAAGCUCAGACAGAGGUCAGAGAGAAGGAACUAAAGGACAAGGGACAUCUUUGUCUGAGGUGAAAGAAAAGAAGGACAGCCCCAGGCAACGUAGUGGCUCACGGAUCUUUAAAAGCGGCCCUUCUCCAAUCACCUUAAUCCAUUCAGCAGGUGUCAACCCGCUGAUGGGGACCAGCACACCAGAAUCUACUACUCCUACUAAUAAAAUCUCACGCCGGAGCUUUUGGGAUAUUUUGAGUAAACCCGACUCAGCAGAGCUUGGGAGCCCCAAGACAACUGAUGACAUUGUUCAAGAAAAGGGAGAAGAGGGCAGAGCAGCACGGCGAAGACACAAGACGGAGAACGUAAAGCAGCAGUGGAGUCAGGAGAGAGCUGUGGCUGUGGAGCUUGAGCAAGCUCAAAGGAGGCAGGUGUCUCAGUUGGAGGAGGGAGAUGCAGGCACUUUACAUCCUGUCUACCAAGAUACUUGCCAGUCAUGGAUCACGUUUAUGGCCAGACUUGGCUGUCCCUCCAUCCAACAUUGCACAACUGAAAUUGCAUCCAACUUCCUGCUGCCUUCCAUUUUGACAGAGAUUGACAAUUUGGUCAGUUCUUUGGCCAGUGAUACAACAGUGAAAUCAUUUGAAAGGAUGAGCUGCCCCAGAGGAGAUGUGUUUUUUCCAUUCCCUCUUGUCCAGCACCGCAGCCACCCUCCUGACGCUAAAAGAAGUUUCAUUCUCAUUGGGCGAAAUUUCUACCAGUGGCACUGUUGCACAGAGCAAGAAGACAGUUCAGAUGAGGAAAGCUCCACAGGGCUAAAUAGGUUCACACCUCACAAGGGCUUCCAACGGUUUGAGGCUCUGGAGCAGAGUGAUCUGAUAACUCCUGGCCAUCCUGAAGCAGGACAAGCUCCCCGACAGAGAUUCCUGUUCAUCAGCAUUGCAGAGAAAAAGGUGACUUUGUACAGUUAUAACUGGUCUGUGGACCUGGGUGCAUCUCUGAACCGUGAACUGGUACGCCUUGUAAAAUGGCAGAAUGCGAGGGCUCAUGUUGUUCACUGCCUGUUCAACCAAAAGAUGGGCCUCUUCCAUCACUAUUGCUUCUCUGAUCCACCUCUUCAGGAACUGGACUCCAAGCUGGAUCCUAACCCAUUCCUUAGUCCUUCAAUGGAGCCUGAUGCCUUGCUGCGUAGUGCAGUUGCCCCUUUGCCCAGCAAGGAGCAGGGGAGGCUAGGAGGUCCAGGCCGAAGUCUUGCUCCACUUCAUUUCCCCUCUGAGCUACUUCCCUUCGAUGAGGCUCUGAGGGAUGUCUGCACUAUCCGACCCUUGACAGAAGGAGAUGUAGUGGUUCGACAUAGUAACCAGCUCUUGGAGAUGAAGACCGCUGAGCGCAGAGAAAUGGAGAAGCAAAUGAAGAUUGAAAACUUGUUUGUCACUUGGCAGCAGAGAUCAGCACAGUCUAACAUGCCCAUAUCUGGAACAGAUUUGGAGACUCUGAAGCAGUCAUCAAGGCUUGUCCACUACUGUGCCACCCCACUUCUCUUUGACCCUGGCUUCCGUAAGCAAAUUCAAGAGGAACCAACUCAGACUAUUGUAAAGAAACGGCAUCGCUCCAGUGACUCCACAUCGUCAGGUCGUGACCGAAGCUACAGCACUGAUUCAGCCGAUAUGCUUCCAAGCCGAAUAAAAGAGGAGCCAUGGUUGCUUGAGAUUUCUAACAACUUCCUUCAGCAGUACAUCCAGUACCUGCAGAGCAUGGGCUUCAUUCUAGUCCAGGUCCGGCCUCCAUCCCCCGCUCGCAGUAUUGCCAGAGCACGUGCUGCCAUGCUGAGCUCCAUGCCGUUGGAAGGAAGGAUGUCCUUUUCUUAUGUGAAGCAGAAGAGUGAAGACAACCCUAAGACCUCAGGAUCUGGCACGACUUCAUAUCACCUCCAGAGGGCGCUGCCAGGCGGGAUCGUGUUGAUGGAACUGGCUUUUCAGGGGUGUUACUUUUGUGUAAAGCAGUAUGCACUGGAGUGUUCCCGCAUCCCCAUGGGCCAAACAGUCAACUCCCAGGGCACCCACCUCACCAAACUUCGUUGCAAGCCGUUUCCAGAUGCCUCACCAAUAUGUGACUGUGCGCUGUCCAUGCUCUUCACUGAGGAGUGUGAUAAGGUGCGGGACCUGAUGCACGUCCACUCCUUCAGCUAUGACUUUCAUCUGCGUGUGGCUCACCAGUACUUGGUUGGAUGCCACAUGACACUUCGCCAGGGCUACCAGCUUACGGACUUUCUCGAUGACUUCAUCUGCCAUUACCCAGAUAUUCCCAAGUUUGGCCGCAAUCACAUCUUUCAAGGAAGCUUUUCAGUCUCCACGGGGAUAAUAACAGCUCACCAGCUCUACAACUAUAUCACUGAACACACCAGCACUUACGGCAUGAAGCCUCUCCGCAUGUCAAAGACUGCAGUUGCUACUGACAACAAAAAAGGGAUGGCUGACCUCCAUGAGUAUGCACUGGUGGCUCUGUGGAACAGUUCGGGCUCCUACAAGGACCUGGAGGGCCUCCACCACCAUGAUGAUUUUGACGUGUCUCUGGUAGUGUGCCACAAUGCUGUUCCAUUUGAGGAGCAGUCAGAUGGGGAGAGACAUUUGCUAAGGUUGCGAUUCUAUGUAAUCAUGACAAGUCAAAGGGAGCUAUUCCCCCAUCUCACCGCUGAUAUGCGCCGCUUCAAGAAGCUCCCUCAGAUCUACCGUGAUCCAAACGAGCAGGGUAGUCGGCUCCCCCGCGAUCGAGCAGAGAGCACCGGGUCAAGUGGAAAUGGCCAUGAUCUGUGGGAGGAAAGGUCAUCUGAAGCUGCCACUAUCUCAGCCCCUAGCGAUGGCAAUGAAUUUUAUCCUCUGACGGGGGGUGGGCCAGGGUGUCAGGGGCUGGUCUACAGCUCCCCUCUAUUCCCUUUGCUCAACAAUGAGGUGGCUCUGGCUCGCAAACAGAUCCAAGCCAGUGUGGAGCAGGCCAUGGGUCACUGCCGCCGAGAUAACCUGUGGAAGAGGCUGGUCCAUGGAGAUCAUGUGUCCGUAGACAAAUUAAAGCUGGCCAAGCUGUCAUUCACAGAACUGGAGGAGCUGCUGGAGGCUGUUCAGAGCCAUUCAGUGGGGGAUAUUGACCCACAGCUGGAUUAUUUCCUAACCAUGAGUCCAGCAUGGUACCAAAGUCUGAUUAAAGUUCUACUCAGUCGAUUCCCUCAGAGCUGCAGACACUUUGACGAUAAUGGCAUCCAGUAUUUGGCCGUCCUUAACCAGAAGUUCACAGAUUGUUUUGUUUUGGUUUUUCUGGACACCCAAGCAGGAAAAACUAGCUUAAAAGUUGUAUUUCGGGAACCACUGCCGUCCCAGCCUCAGGCCAGCAGCAGCCCACCUCCUCAGCUGGUCUCUAUGUACCACCAUCUGGAAUCUGUCAUCAACACUGCCUGCUAUAACCUCUGGACAGGACUAUUAUAAAACUGACAGCAAAACUCAUGUGCAUAAGUACUUUAUGACAUCAUUCAUAUAUUCUAUUACACCAAGAAAUGCUAGGAAAUAUCAGAGACAUGUGUGUACAUAAGUCCUACUGCCAUAUUGGUGCCAUGAAGUGCCUUUAUCUGUUUUUCUUCUUCUGUUCUUCUAAAUGCCUACAGGGCAGAAUCAAUUGGUUUUGCAUAAUUAAACCUGAUGUAAUGAGUAGGUUUACUAAUCAGUGAGGUAAGAAAAUAUCAGUAUUAGCUUCAGUGACAGUUUGAGUUAUCAGUGAUUUUUCUGUAGUGUGUGAGAAGGAAUGAGUGUGACCUGGUACUCAUCUUACAGUUUCAAGGCUAAGAUGAAGCUAGCCAUAAGUAAGAAGGCUGUCGGACACACUGACCAGUGGGAAAGCAAACAGACCAAAGGAUAACAUUCUCUGCUCUGCCUGAGUCUAUAAAAAUGUGCUGUUAUCACAUUUGUCAUGAGAACCUCACUGUAUUCUAAGCACUGCACUAACUCAUUCAUGUAUAUUGUGUAUAUGUGCAACACGUUAUGCAGAAUUGUAAAAAGGUGAAUUUAGCAAGACAGUGAAGUAAGUAGUAUCUGAACUGGAGAACAUUUUUUAGUUGGUUAUUGUUAAUUGUUCAAAAUAAAAUAAAAGAUUUAGCUUCUAAAAA